Molecule: messenger RNA, 2296 nt
Organism: Actinia tenebrosa (Australian red waratah sea anemone)
Lineage: Eukaryota; Metazoa; Cnidaria; Anthozoa; Actiniaria; Actiniidae
Molecular function (GO): protein binding
Source: RefSeq, a predicted model, not a curated record
UGAGAAAGACGAGCAAGAAAUAUGAAAAUUCUCCGACACAUUUUACACAUUUAUAUUGGUUUUUCCUUAUCAAAAUGAGGAUUUCAAACCAGCUGUUGCGGUCCCGUGCAGCAAGGCCUUUGUACAGCACCGAGCUCAUUGACCUCUCACAUCUUGAACUUGUUUCAGUGGACAGACUAGAGCUGUGUCCUAAGCUACAGACGUUAAUAUUGAGGCAAAACAGGAUCGAAGCUGUCCCGAACUUGGAUUGUUGUCCUCAAUUAUGGAAAAUUGAUCUGGCUAAUAAUAAGCUUCGCAGCCUAGAGGGUCUCAGUAGAUUUCCAGUAUUUGGCACCCUUAUUCUCUCUAACAAUGAACUGGACUGGAACGAACUACUCAAGAUACGUCAUAUACAUAUCCUUGAUCUUACUCUCCACGGCAACCCUCUCCUCGAAAUGGAUUCAUAUUACAGACUUCAUGUUAUUGACAGUCUUCCCAACAUCUGGAUGCUUGAUGGCCGUAUCAUAACAACUGCAGAGAGAGCUCAAGUUAGCCAGUUUUUCAAAGACACUGCUCUGUGUGACAGACCUGUGAGGCACAAGCUUCCCAGAAAUCAAUUUAUUCCAUCUUCACUAAAAAAUAUAAAAGUUACAGGAAUACAUGGAACCAUGACAGAUCAUUAUAUGAGACACUUUCCUCACAGAUCUACCUUAAACAUAGAUCUGGAUAGGAGAAGAUUACAUUACCUUGCAUAUAAUCUACAACGAGAUGUCAAUUUGGAUUUAAAGUAUACAACAAGAGAAAAGGUCAAGCCCACCAGUGUCAUAGAAAAUCUUAUUUCAUGCAGAAAAAAUGACCAGGAAAGAUGCAACAUGCUUCUGUUGCUCCUAGUGGGAUCUCUAGAAUUUUCUAUUCCAUUGUCACUGGUGCAACAAACCCUUGAAAUAACAAGGCUGAAAAAUAUAGACAAUGUGAAUACAAUGGAUUUGUUCAUGUUUUCAAGAGAGACUCGAUGUAGAGUAGCAUCAUUGUUCCUUAGUGCUGUGAAAAUAGAACGUGACCAGAACAUUGAGGGUGGCUUGUACAACCGUCUCUAUCUUUCUUUAUAUGAUCUGGUGUCAGAUCUUGUGAGACUUGCAAAUGGAGAUGAUAUUGCAAGAUAUCAAGCUGUACGUAAGAGGUUUGACACAAGAAAAAGUGGAUAUCGAUGUCUUCUGGCUUCAGAAAUAGUUCAGCUUCUUUGUAUCGUUCCUGUGUUCUUCGAUUUUAUUGGAAAGGAUCCAGGUGUCAUGGAUCUUAUCAGUGUUGCAACAAAGAAUCCAGACAUUGGUGAACAGAUCAAGACCAUCAGCUGGAAAGUCCAGGCAGAAGGGGGUGAUACUAAUAAAGUAUACCAGGAAAUUAGUCAAUUCCUUUUAAAGAAAACCAAAGAAGCAAGCUCAUCGAUUCCCAAUCCUGGCAGAGGAAAAGUCUUAGACGUUUUUGAAAAAAACAACUAUCCUUUCUAUAGAAUGGAACCGAGUUAUAUUAUAACGUCCAAACGAUUGAUAGUCAAACCAGCAAACCAAGAUAAGCCCCAACCUUCGUCGAAAUUAAGAGUACGCCCUUCCACUGGAGCAUCAACAUCACCUACAAGAUCUGCAAGAACCAGCCCAGCAAGGCCUAAGACCGGAAUAAGAAAGCCAAGGCUUGGUGACAGAGUACAACUUGGGCAUCAGGCAUGUGGUAGACUGGUUGCUUUACCUGAGAAUCAUGUAGGACUGGUGCAAAUCGAUACCAAGGCUGCAUCUCGUUUCCAGCAAGCCGAUUACAGCCUCCAUAGCAAGUUUGACGAUCAGUUUUAUUACGUUAACUUUAGACAUAUGGAAUGGGAUCCCAAGGUGGCCCAGUGGAGAUUUGCGUCAGGGUUUUCAGAAUUAUCUUUGAACGCAGGUAACAGAAGGACUACAGAAACAAACGAGGAAGAAACAAGGUUUUUGUCCGAAAUCUUGCAACAAAGCCUUAAGCUUAGAGCAGAUCUACCGUUUACACAGAAGGAGACGCCUGAGGAACAGGAUGACAAACGCGAAGGACAUGUUCUCAUCACCGAUCACGUGCGCUCCAUCGUGCGUGAGUGUCUUCAAGAAGCUGAGGUAGAGUGGCCAGAUGAAGAGAAACCCUUGAAUCCAGAAGCAACAGAGAUUGAACAAACCUGGACUGAGCCAGAACGAGUGGAAAGUCCAGUUAGUCAGUCUGAAGUCACUGUACAUGUUGACUCGGAUUCAUUUACAGCUUCCCAUGAUCUUCAAGUUGUCGAUGAAGAGAGUGCAGAACCAAG